Messenger RNA from Helobdella robusta, 393 nucleotides. RefSeq lists its product as hypothetical. Lineage: Eukaryota; Metazoa; Annelida; Clitellata; Rhynchobdellida; Glossiphoniidae. The transcript has 4 exons. The record is from RefSeq and is a predicted model, not a curated record. The coding region runs from base 1 to 393 and encodes 130 amino acids.
AUGCGUAAAAAUUUAAAGUUGUUAAUAUCUGUUUUGCAGCUUGCUGUUCUUAAUGCGUUCCGGAAUGGUGCCCCAGAAUCAACCUGUGCGACCUUGGCACCGGAACACGGAGAAAAGUCUUUCCAAACUUCUCAUCCCGGCCACACCAUAACAGUAGAGAAGGAUGCUUCAAAUUACAAAGUGACGAUUGACAGCCUGGAUGCAGAGAAUAAGAUUGGUGGAUUCAUAUUGAAAGCCAUGGACUUGCAAAAUAAAUCAAUUGGCAAAUGCACGGUGGUGGUCAGAUUCGCACAUUUCUGGUUAGUCGUGAGUGACGUCAUUGCUGUAAGUUCGGCGCGUUCAAUCACGUCAAAGUUCAAUGACAAGAGUGCAAUAGUAAUAAAAGCAUCGUAA